CGAAAAUCUCAGGCUAGGAGAAGUCAUCAACUACAGAAAAUUAACUCAACCUAUGGGUGUCCUCUACUUCGAGAUGAAGGUUGAGUCCACUUAUCAACUUUUGAUUCGUUCUGAGGACUCUUUCGGUAACCCAAAUGCUAUUGUCACUACUGUUAUAGUUCCACAUAAUGCUGACCCAUCAAAGAUCUUAUCUUAUCAGCCAGCCGUUGAUGCUGCUAACCCGAACUGUGCCCCAUCGUAUGCUUUGCAACUUGGUUCUGAUCCAGGAACAUGGAUCACCACCAGAUCGAGCAAUUAGUUUCUCAGUCUGGAUUAUACGAAGGAUGGAUUUUGGUUGUUCCAGAUUACUUGGGUCCAAAAGCUGCCUUCGCUGUAGGACUUCAAGCUGCCCACGCUACAUUGAACUCAUUGAGAGCAGUUGUCGCAUCGGGAGACAUUACUGGGGUCAACAAAGAUGCUGAAAUUGUUCUCUGGGGCUACUCUGGAGGUUCCCAACCAACUGUUUGGGCUGCUGCCUUGUUUGACCAAUAUGCUCCUGAAUUGAACAUUAUUGGUGCAGCAGCUGGUGGUAUCCUUGUGAGUCCUACGCACAUUUCCAACAUUACUAUGGAUGGCAUUUUUGCUGGUUUAAUCAUAAAUGCUAUCAAUGGUCUUGCAAAUGAAUACGAGGACUUGACUCCAUUUAUCAAGGAAAACUUCUAUGAAGGGAUUCAAGACAAAUUUUUCAAGGUUAAAACACAAUGUUUGGCAUCAACUGUUUUUGAAACUAUCUUUACGACUUGGGACGAUCUUACUCCUUUGGGUUAUAAAGUAUUAGAUGCUCCUAUUGUCAAGAAAUAUACCGGCAUCAAUAACUUGCUCAACUUGAACUCCACACCAUCGGUACCAUUAUUCUUCUAUAACUCUCAGGGGGAUGAAAUUAUUCCAGCAGUUGAUGCCGAUCAACUUUACGACAAAUGGUGCAGCGAAGGUGCAAUUAUUGAAUAUCACCAAGAUGAAACUGGAAAGCACCUUACCCAAGUAUUAGCUGGCUCUGCAAUUGCCUUCAAUUGGCUCAAAAGAAGAUUCUCAGGAGCUACUUUGGAGAACAAAUGCAAAAAGACGAUAACUUUCUCCAAUAUAUUUGAUAUUGAAGGUUUUGGCAGCUUUGCCAAAAUUAUUGGAGAUGCUAUUUCGACUUUUAAGGAACAGGAAAUCGGUCCAAAAUCUCCUUCGUCUUCUUCCCCCUUAAUUUCGAACGCUUCAAUUUCCACUUCUGUUACCCUGACGUCAACUAAUUCUGGUGUGAGCUUAACAUCUACUUGCAGCAGACUCUUAGGUUUGCUUUUCGAUCUUUUUUUCUAACUGGAUUUAAAUCAGCAAAUUAAAAUGCCAUAGAGAGCCUGACGCUC
Messenger RNA from Suhomyces tanzawaensis NRRL Y-17324, 1391 nucleotides. Its product is annotated as LIP-domain-containing protein. Bases 271 to 1344 code for a protein of 357 amino acids. Gene Ontology annotation, biological process: lipid catabolic process. The record is from RefSeq and is a predicted model, not a curated record. Gene Ontology annotation, molecular function: triacylglycerol lipase activity. The transcript has a single exon. Lineage: Eukaryota; Fungi; Ascomycota; Pichiomycetes; Serinales; Debaryomycetaceae.